Eruca vesicaria subsp. sativa (arugula) is the source of this 2385-nucleotide messenger RNA. The record is from the annotation of a GenBank genome assembly. Lineage: Eukaryota; Viridiplantae; Streptophyta; Magnoliopsida; Brassicales; Brassicaceae.
AAAAAAAACCCAUUCAAAACGAAGGUUUAUACUUAUAGCAAUCGUCAAACGCAUCUAAUAAAACCCUAGAUUCUCUUCGUCCAGCGAGAUACCAAUCGAAAACACCUCCAUGGACGCACGUCGCGGACCUCUCGCGGUCCCUAAAGUCCGCCGCGUCGGUUUCUUCACAUCAACGGACCCCUCACAAGAGUCUCCUCGACCGAAUCGAACCCAAUCCGGUCCAGCAGAUGCAAUAACCUCCUCCUCCUCUCCCCUCUCCGAUUCACCCUCCGCUCACUUCAUUUCCCCCGUUCAGAUUCCCCCUUCGCGCCACCAUUCCGAUAACUUAGCCUCUCGCGCCGCUCCCGUCCCCGUCCCUGCACCUUCCGCCUUCCGUCGACAGGUGGCGAAUGAACGAACUCUCCACGUCGGGAGUUAUAACCCUGUGGAUUCGUUGCUUGGGAAUUCGCCGCCGUCGAGUAACGGAGAGGUGUCUGAGGAUUCGGGGUCUUUGUUUGGGUUCCAGCGGAGUGAUUCCGCCAAGUUGUCUGCCAGUUUUCCUAAUGGAGGGUUUGAUAUGACUAUGAGAGUUAGAGCUCCUCAGGAAUCGGAAUCUAAAGCUGUGAUUGAAUCCGAAGGGAGGAAGAAGAACGUUGAAGCUUCUGGAGAGAGUAAAUCUGUGGCCACUAAAUCUCACAAGGAAAAGGAACCAAAAGAGAAGCCCAGUAAAGCAGAAAGGCGUGCCAGCCAAGAGAGAGACCGGGCCAGAAAAGCUGCUGCUAAAGGGGAAGGAAGCAAACGUGCAGGUGAGUCUAGUAGAGCCAACCCUAGCAAGGUUGCCAAACAGCCUCAACUAAAGAAAGAGCUACCUCAGGGCACAUCCUCUGUUUCUGAAAAGAGAUUUGUAGCAGUAGAAAAAGAGAGGAGGAUGGAUGUCCCUCAGACACAAAUGCAGUAUGAUGAUAAAAGCCGAGUCGAAAAAGCUAAGAGGCGCUCAGUGGUUGAACAGACGGAGAGCAAGAACAAAGUUGAGUUAUUUCUCCAUCUUCCUCAAUACGAGCGCCGCAAUCAGCUUCCCACUCUAAGCUCCAAUAUAUUCACACUCGAUACCAUACACCAUGCGGUCUAUAAGGUGGGUUUGCAACAUUUGGCUGGAGAUAUAUCCGGGGACAAUGCACGAUGCAUUGCCAUGCUCCAAGCAUUUCAAGAAGCUAUAAACGAUUACGCUACACCUCCCAUGAAAGACCUGACCCUGGACUUGACAGCCAAAAUAAAUGGUUACGUUUCAUUCUUGAUAGAAUGUCGUCCUCUCUCCAUGAGCAUGGGAAACGCAAUCAGGUUCUUGAAGAACCAAAUCAGAAAGCUACCUGCAGACCUGUCAGAGUCAGAGGCAAAAGCUUCUCUCUGCUCUGAAAUUGGCCGCUUCAUAGAUGAGAAGAUCGUUCUUGCAGACAAGGUGAUUGUACAACACGCCGUAACAAAGAUCAGAGACGGAGAGGUUCUUCUCACAUACGGAUUCUCUUGUGUUGUUGAGAUGAUUCUCUUAUACGCGCAUGAGAUUGGGAAAAAUUUCCGUGUAGUGAUUGUAGACUCACGCCCUAACCUUGAAGGUCAAAAGCUACUCCGUAGGCUUGUGACUCGUGGACUAGACUGUACCUACACUCAUAUAAACGCUGUUUCCUACAUCAUGGGUGAGGUUACACGUGUCUUUCUUGGGGCUUCGUCGAUCUUCUCUAAUGGAACUUUGUACUCAAAAGUUGGUACGGCAUGUGUUGCAAUGGUUGCAAACGCGUUUAGUGUUCCUGUCAUUGUGUGUUGUGAAGCUUACAAGUUCCAUGAAAGAGUCCUACUUGAUUCUAUCUGCUCGAACGAACUUGGGGAUCCUGACGCUAUAGCCAAUGUACCAUUAAGAACCAACACAAAGCAUUCAAAGACGAUGGAUAACAACAAAAACCUCCAGUUUCUAAAUCUAAUGUACGAUUCAACUCCUGCAGAGUAUAUAUCUAUGAUCGUUACGGAUUAUGGAAUGAUUCCUCCGACUAGCAUACCUGUGAUUGUUCGUGAAUACAGGAGAGAAGACUUGUUGCUGUAAAAGGUAAUGUUGUUUUGGAAACUUAUAUAGCACACAGAUACAAAUACAAUUCAAGGAGGACAGGAAAGCUAGUCUCAAACAUAAAUAAACAUUAUUACUACCUCUAAUCAUGAGUGUUACUUCUUUUUGCAUUUUGUUUUUAUCACUGGAACUAAUAUUUGGGAAGCUACUCAUUUCUCGACUGAUGUGAUUUUUUUUGUUUUUAUUAGUAUACUUUUGUCAAUUAACGUCAUAUAUAAAACUUUUGGUAUAUCCAUCAUUUGGAUGGGUAUGUUUAAGCAGUUUAAGUUUUGACUGGUUGGUAUUAUUUGACU